Molecule: messenger RNA, 1454 nt
Organism: Triticum urartu
Lineage: Eukaryota; Viridiplantae; Streptophyta; Magnoliopsida; Poales; Poaceae
Product: putative auxin efflux carrier component 5b
Biological process (GO): auxin polar transport; auxin export across the plasma membrane
Cellular component (GO): plasma membrane; endoplasmic reticulum
Molecular function (GO): auxin efflux transmembrane transporter activity
Source: RefSeq, a predicted model, not a curated record
CGUCGCAUUUGUCCAACUCGGUUUGAUUAUUUCCUCGCUACGUACACCAAAGCACCAAACCACGAGUGAGGUAGCUAGCUAGCUAGGUGGCGGAGAUGAUAGGGUGGGGGGACGUGUACAAGGUGGUGUCCGCCAUGGCGCCGCUCUACUUCGCCCUGGGCCUCGGCUACGCCUCCGUGCGGUGGUGGAAGUUCUUCACCCGCGACCAGUGCGACGCCGUGAACCGCCUCGUCAUCUACUUCGCGCUCCCCUUCUUCGCCUUCGACUUCAACGCCCACGCCGGCACGUUCGCCGCCAGCUACCGCGUCCUGGCCGCCGACGCCGUCGCCAAGCUCGUCGUGGUGCUCGCGGUCGCCGGGUGGGUCGCGUCCUGCCGCUGGAGGCACUGGAGCUGCGCCCCCAAGGCGCCAGCCGCGAGGCCGGCGCGGCCGGGUGGCGGCCGCGGCCCCUCCUACUCGUGGUGCAUCACCGGCUACUCGCUGGGCACGCUCAACAACGGGCUCCUCGUGGGCGUGCCGCUGCUGGACGCCAUGUACGGCAAGUGGGCGCGCGACAUCGUCGUGCAGCUGUCGGUGGUGCAGGCCGUCGUGUGGCUCCCGCUGCUGCUGGUGGUGUUCGAGGCGAGGCAGGCCUGGCUGGAGGUGACGUCGGCGCCGGCACCCGACGGCGCGCGAGAAGAAGGCGAUCAGGCAGUGCCUGGGAGCGACGACGUCGACCGGCCAGCGGCAGCCGGGGACGGCCGGAAGACGGCGGCGACGGGGUGGGCGUUCUGGGCGCGGCUGCUGCGGACGGUUGGGCUCAAGGUCGUCGGCAACCCGAACGUGUACGCGAGCCUCCUUGGCGUUCUGUGGUCCUCCGUGGCAAACAGGUGGCACCUGGAAAUGCCAGGCAUCAUAGACGGCUCCAUUUCGAUCAUGUCAAGGACCGGCCUUGGAAUCGGAAUGUUUAACAUGGGCUUGUUCAUCGGUCUGCAGGACAAGCUCGUCGUGUGCGGGCCUGGAUUAACCUCGUUGGGCAUGGCGAUGAGGUUUGUCGCUGCGCCAGCCGCCACCAUGAUUGGAGCGCUACUUUUGGGACUACGUGGCGACCUUCUGCGUGUUGCCAUCUUACAGGCUGCACUGCCUCAGUCCAUCGGGACAUUUAUCUUUGCGCGAGAGUAUGACCUGCAUGCCAAUAUACUCAGUACCGCGGUGAUAGUCGGCACGUUGGCUUCGCUGCCUGUUUUAGCCACAUAUUAUGUUGUUUUAGGGCUCAUGUGAUUAUGUUAUAUGUUCCUCUUCUAGUUUAUCUUGGGGGUUUGUUAUAUAUGUAUGUGUGCCUACAAGAUGUAGCAAAUUUUUUAUGUUUACGUCAACAAGAAUUGCAUGUGCUUUGGCCGUUCUUCUCUUUAGGAAAUGCCAUCAUGGCUAAUUGUAUUAAUAUCAAAUAAUAAUAGUUAUCGCGAGUAUCCUCUA